Molecule: messenger RNA, 791 nt
Organism: Blepharisma stoltei
Lineage: Eukaryota; Ciliophora; Heterotrichea; Heterotrichida; Blepharismidae
Source: the annotation of a GenBank genome assembly
AUGUCAUCUACCAAAAAAGUAGCUUCUAAAGCAAAUGCUUUCAAUUUCCAGAAAAUUUUUAGCAAGAAGCGGUCAGAGAUAGAGAUAAGGAACCCAGGCUCAGCCCGAGCGUCUCCUCCGACUGGGUCGUCGCUUUCGUCAUUUCAUCACGACUCAGUCGAUCUUCUUGAUGAAAUUCAGCCACAAACAGCCCACAACCGAAGAACAGCUUUAAACCUACAAAUUCCUAAAAGAGGCCUUCAGACCCCUAGCCCGAAACACAUUCCUACACCUAAAACUAAAGAUCUCGUCAGGGUGUAUUCAGGAUCUGCCCAUCACCCAAUAAAGCUAAAACGGAAGCUUAGCCUAAAAGAGACACUAAAGUCAAAGCAGCUGUCUGAGCUCCCAGCAGUCAUCAAGCAGAAGUUCGAACUUGAGGCAAAAGUGACUGAUUUGAAGCUAGAGCUACAAAAUGCAGUAUCUGACUCCCUUAAAAAUAAAAUAAUGAAUUUUUCCAACUUAAAUAGAAUUAAUUUAUGUAAAAAAUUUAAAUUUAUAGGAGGAGUGAACAAAAAAAAAUGAAAGAAAGGAGGUCAUUGAUAUUCAAGCUCCAAGAAACCCUUUCAAAACUCCUAGAAGAGAAUGAAAGGCUUAAAACACAGGUUAGGAAAAACAGCAACGACACACCUGAAGAGCCUAAAAGCAGCAUGGCGGUUGGAGAUAACAUAGGGCAGAGUAUGGAAGAGUUUAAGAAUAAACUCAUCAAGCUACUAGGGAAUCAGCCUGAAGAAAAGGCAAAGAAGUUAUAUUAA